UACUACCAAUGUUCUUGACCUGAUCUUACUGCUGAGACAGUGAAAAUUAUGGCUAUGAGAAGACGAAACAGUUUUUACAGAAGUUUUAAAGAUGCAUGUCCGGAAUUUGAAGAGAUGCUUAUGGACAGAGGGGCCACUGCAGCCGCACAAAACAAAUGGGUGUUUGAAAUCGCCUGGGAAGUAGCAAAUAAAGUUGGUGGUAUCUACACUGUCAUCAAGUCCAAGGCCCCGGUCAGUGUAGCUGAGCUAGGAGAACAGUACUGUUUGCUGGGUCCCUAUAACGAGGCAUGUGUCAGAACGGAGGUGGAGAUCCUGGAGCCCUCCCACUAUGUCUACAGACAGACGCUUCAGACCAUGAGGGACGCAGGUAUCAAGGUUUAUUUUGGUCGCUGGCUGAUAGACGGAUAUCCUAAAGUCAUUUUGUUUGACAUCGGAUCUGCUGCUUGGAAGCUGGAUGAAUUCAAACAUGAGCUGUGGGAGAAAGCCAGCAUAGGAAUCCCCUGGCACGACCGCGAGUCGAACGACGCCGUCAUAUUUGGGGCUCUAGUAGCCUGGUUUAUUGGUGAGUUUCGCAAGAAUCUGACUGAUCAGCCGAUUGUAGUGACUCACUUUCACGAGUGGUUGGCUGGGGCGGGGCUGAUUUACCUGCGGACCAGGAAGGUGGACUGUACCACCAUCUUCACGACACAUGCCACACUGCUGGGGAGAUACCUGUGUGCUGGCAGCUCAGACUUCUACAACAAUAUAGACAAGUAUAACUUAGACAAGGAGGCCGGUGACCGUCAGAUAUACCACCGUUACUGCAUGGAGAGGGCCGCGGUCCACUGUUCUCAGGUGUUUACCACUGUGUCCGAGAUCACCGGGGUGGAGGCAGAGCACCUGCUGAAACGGAAGCCAGAUGUGAUCGUCCCCAACGGAUUAAAUGUGGUCAAAUUCAGUGCCAUCCAUGAGUUCCAGAAUCUGCAUGCCAUCUACAAGGAGAAGAUCCACGACUUCGUCAGGGGACAUUUUUAUGGGCACUAUGACUUUGAUCUGGAUAAGACACUAUACUUUUUCACGGCUGGGAGAUAUGAGUUUUCCAACAAAGGAGCGGACAUGUUCAUAGAAUCACUGGCAAGACUAAACUUUUAUCUCAAGCAAGCUAACAGUGAGGCGACAGUGGUGGCUUUCCUGAUCUUCCCCACCAAGACCAACAACUUCAACGUGGAGUCCCUGCGGGGCCAGGCUAUCUCCAAACAGCUGAAGGAGACCGUGCACCACGUACAGACACAGAUUGGCAAGAGGAUCUUUGAACAGUGCCUCAGGGGCAAAAUUCCAACUGGAGAUGAAAUUCUUGAACAAGAAGAUAUAGUGAAACUUAAGAGGUGUAUCUACUCUGCUCAGAGAAACAGCUUACCUCCUAUAUGUACGCACAAUGUUAAUGAAGACGCCAACGACCAAAUCCUUAAUGCCCUUCGAAGAUGUCAACUUUUCAACAGAAAAGAGGACAGAGUGAAGGUUGUAUUUCACCCCGAGUUCCUGAACUCCACCAACCCUUUGUUUGGCCUUGACUAUGAGGACUUUGUCCGGGGCUGUCACCUUGGGGUGUUCGCUUCGUACUACGAGCCCUGGGGCUACACGCCAGCUGAGUGCACAGUGAUGGGGAUCCCAAGUAUUUCCACGAACCUCUCGGGCUUCGGCUGUUUCAUGCAGGAACACAUCAAUGAUCCCAAGUCCUAUGGACUCUAUAUUGUAGACCGCCGAUAUAAGAGUCCAGACGAAUCAAUCCAUCAGCUGACUCAGUAUAUGUAUGAUUUCACCUGUUUAUCCCGGCGACAGCGUAUCAUUCAGAGAAAUCGUACGGAGCGCCUCAGUGACCUCCUAGACUGGAGGAACCUGGGAGUGUACUACAGAAAAGCCCGCCAGAUCGCUGUAGCCCGGGGAUACCCUGACCUUGCUGCUAAGGAGGAGGAGAUCCUACAGGAAAAGAGGUUCAUGUACCCUCGGCCAGCCUCCGAACCUUCCUCACCCUCGGCCUCACGCAGCUCCACCCCAGCCCCCUCGGAACAUGGGGAUGAUGAAGAUGAUGAUAUCGACGAGGAUGAAGAGAAUGCUGAAAUGAGUUCUAACCCAGAGUCCGACAUGCCGAUGUUUAAGUGAUGAAUCAGAAGGACAUCCCGGUUUAUUGUUACAUGUUAAAGGAUUUCUAUCAGUUUGUAGGUUAAUUACCUGGUGUAUCGAGUAGUGAGGUGUUUUGCUUUAUACCACAGAAAAGCUUUAUAUAAUACUGGAGUGUUGGCAAGUGCACUCAAAUGAGUUGACCUCAUUUUUAAUAUUUUAUUUGCUUUCUUCUUUUAUUUUCUCUCUUUUAGUUAGCAAUCAAAAUGUUUCACAACAUAGUAUGUCGUUGUGAGGUAAAAAUCUAACAAAAAGAGUCGGUAUUGUUUUAUCAGGUGCUUUACAAUUGUUACAAUGCUAGACAGUCUUUACAAUUGUUACAAUACUAGACAGUCUUUACAAUUGUUACAAUACUAGACAGUCUUUACAAUUGUUACAAUGCUAGACAGUCUUUACAAUUGUUACAAUGCUAGACAGUCUUUACAAUUGUUACAAUACUAGACAGUCUUUACAAUUGUUACAAUACUAGACAGUCUUUACAAUUGUUACAAUACUAGACAGUCUUUACAAUUGUUACAAUACUAGACAGUCUUUACAAUUGUUACAAUACUAGACAGUCUUUACAAUUGUUACAAUACUAGACAAUCUCUAAAAGAAAAGUUUAUGUGAUUGAAUAAAAAGUUUAUAUGAUGGAAUAAAAAUCUAUUUAUUCUAGUAAUCAUACAAUGAAUUCAAGAGAAUCAUUAUCUGCUACAUGCAAGGUAGGUUUAAGUAACUCUUAUGUUGAAGGACUGUGUUUGUUCAAAUCAAAAAUCAUAAAUAGAGAUAUAUAUAAAUAUUCAUGAACAACUUCAAGUGCUUGUAGUUCCAAUUUUGAAUUGAUUCUGGAAAAGUAACAUUCUGCUAGAUCUGUUAAUAGAUUUUUACCCAAGUUUAGCUCUAUGAUAAAAGAAGUAUUUUUGAAUGACAUUUAUAGGUUUAUGAAUGUUUAUUGUAGUUCAGCAGGUGGUAGCUAGUCAAACCAUGUUCUGCUUUAGACUUUCAACCCCCCCCCCCCCCCUCUCCAUUAGUGAAGUUCAGUCAGCUUUACAGAUUUUGAUUGUAUUUUUUAAUUGUAAUUUAAUUUCAGCUGAAUGGUGUUAUUAUGGUAUCCUAUUUGUCAAUUAAUGUAUUGAUCAGAUAUUCUAGUUAAUCAAUAAUUUUGUAACCCAGCUACCUCUAGCAAUCAACCGCCCAAAUGCAACUGAAAACAACAAAAGCAUUUAGUCCAAUCUGUCUGCAGCUCUUAAUUUGAUAAUUUCUUAUGAUUAAUUUUAAUGAAAGUUGAUAAAAGUAAAUGAUGUCAGUGAAACAUACAAACUGUUACACAGUGUUGGAUAUAGAUUGUAUGUUUUUUGUUUAGUUCAGAAACUCUUAAAACAGUUGUUUUAUAAAAAUGAAGGGUUAUUUUUUCAAAUUCAUUAUGCCCAAGUUAAUAAAUGUUGAUUGUUAUCAUUGAUUGUUAUAUUAAUUAUUGACUAUGUACACUGUAUAGAUUUUGUGCCAUCCACUGAGUGUGUAUAUAAAUGAUGCAUUCCCCCUCUCCCUCUGGCUGAGCUUUUGUUGUAUAGUAUAUACUACAGUGUGUACUAUACAGAUCUCACCUACAUGUAGAUAUACACACCUGUGGUUUGUCAGUGUCAGACUGACCUUGUAGUUUCCUCAGGUGUAACAUCUCUGUGAUCCUUCACUCUCCACCUCUGGUUUCAGUAUAUACGGCCAGUCUUUACAUAUUGUGUGUGAGAGAAACAGAGAUGAUUACUCUAUUACUGAUCUAUAACAAAUAGAGGGAUGUCUGGCUUAUUGAGUUAUUUUUUUUUGUUUAUCUGUACAAAUUUGAUUGUGCUUGAUUGAUCCUGAUUAGAUGAGUAUAGUGUGUUGAUUUUAUGCAGUAAAAAAUUGUUGUAGAGUAUUCUUUUUUUUUAGAUUGUUUUUCAAUGCAUGCAUUAUUUUAUCAAGUGCUAUUUAAAAAUGUUACAACUAAAAUAUCAAAUGAAAAUGACUUACAAAAAGAGAAUUCUUGAGACUUUCAAGUGUACAAUGUACUCAACUGUUGUGCGUUCUAGUAAGCUGUUUUUGGUUAGCUCUGUAGAUAUUCAGCGACUAGAGCUUACAUAUGUACAUCUUCAUGGUAGAUAACUCUGCAUUAUAUCCAGCCCAUAUCUUGGAAUAAGGUGUAUAUAGCUGUUAUAUUAGCUAAAUCUCUGUGAUUUUCCUCCUUUGUGUAUAUUUAAUCCUGUGUGGAGAGUUUUGCCUCUGUCACAGUGUUUCUGUACUGGUUUAUGACUGUGUAAAGUUCUGACGCCUGUGUUUUUAUUUUAUUGUUUUGUUUUGUAUAGACAAGUGCAGCUAUCUCUCCUUUACAAAGGAAAAAUGAGUGCUUAAUGUUUUUGAAAAUUUUACUGAGUUUAUUAGCUGAAAACAAGAUUCAUUUUCUAUUGUAAGAUUGAAUUGAAAUGAGUAGAAGUCACAGAGAGCUUGCAUGAUGUCAUUUUUGCGGACACUAGGUGUAUAGAUAAGUGCUUCCAUAGAUUUCUGUGAUAAUUGUUACAUACAGAGUUCUCCUCCUUUUAUGAUGUAAGCAAAUAACAAUAUGAUCAGAUUUAAUGCAAUUUAAUAAUAUUGUUUCUGAUAAACAAACCUCACAUAAAUAACAAUAUGACAAGGUUUAAUGCUGAUGUAAUAAUAUUGUUUCCUAUAAACAAACCUCACAUACGAGUGUGUUAAAAUGUUGCUUAUUGAGUGUGUUGUAAAUCCCCUAAUAUAUGAUACAUGUAAGCAUUUUCUGUUUUCGAUGUGGUAUAAUUAUACGAUAUAAAUAUAUUGUUAGCACAUA
Molecule: messenger RNA, 4972 nt
Organism: Magallana angulata
Lineage: Eukaryota; Metazoa; Mollusca; Bivalvia; Ostreida; Ostreidae
Product: glycogen [starch] synthase-like
Exons: 14
Coding region: 49-2139 (696 amino acids)
Biological process (GO): glycogen biosynthetic process
Cellular component (GO): cytoplasm
Molecular function (GO): alpha-1,4-glucan glucosyltransferase (UDP-glucose donor) activity
Source: RefSeq, a predicted model, not a curated record